CCCCAGAUGUACGGCCGGAUAUACCGGGUGGUGGAGCCCAAGCGUGCCCGCAUGAACGCCGCCAUGGCCCAGCUGGCCGAGAAGCAGGCGUCGCAGGCCGAGGCGCAGGAGAAGCUGCGGGAGGUGGCGGAGAAGCUGGAGCGGCUGAAGCAGGAGUACGAGGAGAAGCUGGCGCAGAAGGAGGACCUGCGCAAGCGCUCCGAGGAGAUGGAGAUCAAGCUGGACCGCGCUGACAAGCUGGUGUCGGGGCUGGCGGGGGAAAAGGCACGCUGGGAGGAGACGCUGCAGGUACGGGGGCUGGGGGCAGGGAUCCCAGUGGGGAGGAUCUGGGGGCCAGGCGGUCAG
Messenger RNA from Chrysemys picta bellii (western painted turtle), 345 nucleotides. The record is from RefSeq and is a predicted model, not a curated record. Lineage: Eukaryota; Metazoa; Chordata; Testudines; Emydidae.